Messenger RNA from Lotus japonicus, 705 nucleotides. Its product is annotated as putative transcription elongation factor SPT5 homolog 1. Gene Ontology annotation, cellular component: DSIF complex; ribosome. The record is from RefSeq and is a predicted model, not a curated record. Lineage: Eukaryota; Viridiplantae; Streptophyta; Magnoliopsida; Fabales; Fabaceae. Gene Ontology annotation, biological process: transcription elongation by RNA polymerase II; translation; regulation of transcription by RNA polymerase II. The coding region runs from base 19 to 474 and encodes 151 amino acids. The transcript has 4 exons. Gene Ontology annotation, molecular function: structural constituent of ribosome; mRNA binding.
CUGCAUAAAAGACAAUUUAUGAUAGGUGAUUUUGUCCUUGUCAUCAACGGAGAUUUGAAGAACUUGACGGGAUGGGUGGAGAAAGUUGAUGAGGAUAUUGUUCAUAUAAGACCAAAGAAUGAGGGCCUUCCGAAAACUCUCACACUGAACAAAAAGGAACUCUGUAAAUAUUUUGAACUUGGAAGUCAUGUUAAAGUUGUUGCUGGUGCUGAAGAGGGUGAAACUGGCAUGGUUGUUAAGGUGGAGCAGCAUGUCAUGGUCAUCAUAUCUGAUACCACAAAACAACAAAUCUGCGUGUUUGCUGAUCAUGUCAUGGAGAGUUCUGGAGUUAUCGCAGGAGGUUCCAGCUCCAAUGGUGAAAGAAAGAGUGAUGUCUACUCAAGAUUCUCCAUUCAUGGGACUCCACCAGCUGGUAUUUCACAACCCCUAAGGAGGUUUCGUGGAGGGCCUACCCGGAAAAUUGCAAUUUGUUGAGGACUGAAUCCCAUGUAUUUGAAAUUGCAAGUUAUGUUUAUAUUAGCUAAGGAAAUUGUAAUCAAAUUUUAACUUUGUCAAAGAUGAUAUUGUAGAUAUUAAGAUGCAUUGGAGCUACAGAUAAAACAUAUAUUCCUUCAAACUUUCCUACUAAAGAAAGUUCGACAUAUUGGUAGCCAUGGAUAUCCAACACAAAAUAUCAUGCUUGUGUACAACUUUGACAUAUUAUUC